ACUAACAAAUCAACAAUCGUGUUUGUGUUUCUGUGAAACUCCGCCUCCUCUUUCUCUCAAACCCCAAAUCUCUCUACCUCUCCAUCACCAAGUCGUCACCCCUCCAGCGGCCAGCUCCGGCCUGACGCCCCUCCACGCCGUCAGAGAGAGAGAGCUCCCCGCCCGUCGCCCCUCAGUCCUCACGCUUCACGCCGUCGCCCCCCACAACUUCACGCCUACGUCUUCACGGCUCCAGCUCCAGGAAUGGCUGGGAAAGCAGUAAAAUCUGUUGCAAAAGCAGUUGGAGAAUACCAGUUCCCAUGGAGAGAGAAGUUGACAAACUACAGAGAUGAGCUGUCAAAGGGUGUGUGGGGUUACUGGGAGCUUGGUGCUUGGAAGCCUCUAGCUAUCAGUGCACGCCGCCGAGCUCGGAUCCGCAAAGAGGUCCUCCUUGCUGGAGGUGAUUGGGAAUUUGAUCCGGAAAGGAAGGAGAUGAAGACGAAGAGGAAAGGGCACAAGGUUGAUAGGUUGGCUGCUGAGAAGCGAGCCAAUACUGCUCGACUGAUGGAAGAGAUGCCCAAGAUGUUGGAUGAUUACAAGAAGAGAAGGUGGGAGAAGAAGAUGAAAGCAGAAGAGGAUGCUGCUAAGAAGGCGUUGAACGAGUAGCUAAAAGCUUAUUAGCCCUUUCGAUUCAUGGUAUUAAAAGCUGGAUUCCUUCUUGUUCGGUUUCACCUUGAUGCUUUGUUAAUGAUGCCUUGUUGAGCUCUUAGGUCGUGCUUUUUAGAUAUUUGUUUCCUCUUCGGCCUCUGCUAAAACUGAGAUGCUGAUGAAUUGUUAUGUCAUAUGCGAAAAAGGCGUUGAACUAGUAGCUAACAGCUCCCGCCCUUUCAUUUCAUGUUAUUAAAAACUGGAUUCCUUCUUGUUCAGUAUCUUCUUGAAAUUCAUGAUUGCUUUGUCAGUUA
This is a messenger RNA of Salvia splendens (bonfire salvia), 941 nucleotides long. RefSeq lists its product as uncharacterized. Lineage: Eukaryota; Viridiplantae; Streptophyta; Magnoliopsida; Lamiales; Lamiaceae. The record is from RefSeq and is a predicted model, not a curated record. The coding region runs from base 244 to 645 and encodes 133 amino acids. The transcript is spliced from 2 exons.